This is a messenger RNA of Heterobasidion irregulare TC 32-1, 216 nucleotides long. RefSeq lists its product as uncharacterized. The record is from RefSeq and is a predicted model, not a curated record. NCBI's taxonomy places the organism in Eukaryota, Fungi, Basidiomycota, Agaricomycetes, Russulales, Bondarzewiaceae. The annotation marks the transcript as partial. The transcript has a single exon.
AGAAAAUACAAGCCUGUCGCUUUAAAAGUCCGCCCGGUACUAGCCGACCUUCCCGACAAAUUUCGCAUCGUCCGCAACAUUCGAGGCGACCCCCUUGCAGACCUACCAACCCUCACGCCCAACCCCCCUCCAUUCAAACCGACUGGACGAUAUACCUCCGAACGACGCGACCUGAUCAACCAAGUACACUCCUCCGACUUCCUCUGGCCGGCAGAG